This is a messenger RNA of Saccoglossus kowalevskii, 495 nucleotides long. Its product is annotated as gamma-gliadin-like. Lineage: Eukaryota; Metazoa; Hemichordata; Enteropneusta; Harrimaniidae. The record is from RefSeq and is a predicted model, not a curated record.
AUGUUAUGCGAAUCCAUUCCCAAUGCUACAACAAUGCUAUGCGAAUCCAUUUCCAAUGCCACAACAAUGCUAUUCGAAUCCAUUCCCAAUGCCACAACAAUGCUAUGCGAAUCCAUUCCCAAUGCUACAAAAUACUAUGCGAAUCAAUUCCCAAUGCCACAACAACAAUGCUAUGCGAAUCCAUUCCCAAUGCUACAACAAUGCUAUGUGAAUCCAUUCCCAAUUCUACAACAAUGUUAUGCGAAUCCAUUCCCAAUGCUACAACAAUGCUAUGUGAAUCCAUUACCAAUGCCACAACAAUGCUAUUCGAAUCCAUUCCCAAUGCUACAACAAUGCUAUGUGAAUCCAUUACCAAUGCUACAACAAUGCUAUGUGAAUCCAUUCCCAAUGCCACAACAAUGCUAUGCUAAUCCAUUCUCAAUGCCACAACAAUGCUAUGUGAAUCCAUUCCCAAUGCUACAACAAUGCUAUGUGAAUCCAUUCCCAAUGCUAUAA